Messenger RNA from Cyanistes caeruleus (blue tit), 796 nucleotides. The record is from RefSeq and is a predicted model, not a curated record. Lineage: Eukaryota; Metazoa; Chordata; Aves; Passeriformes; Paridae.
CAUGGCGCGCGUCCUGCGCGGAGUCUUCGUGGCCGAGAAGAAGCCGGCGCUCGGCAUGGAGCUGCUCUGUGCCCGCCUGGCCGACAGCUGCCCCGAGCUGGUGGCGCCCGGUGAGAUGGAGAAACACGUGCGGCUCUUGGCGGAGCUGCUGCCCGACUGGGUGGGCGUCCACGCCCUCAGGACGGACACCUACGUCAAGCUGGACAAAGAGAAGGACCUGGGCCUCGUCACCGAGAGGCUCAACAAGGCGGCCAAGGAGGCUGGAGCUCUCUGAGCCCCUCGAGGGUUGAGGAUUUCUCUGUGCAAUCUCCUCGAAAUGUAGCAAAUCCCAGCGGUGCUCUGGGUUCUGGGCUGGGCUGGAGGAAGGCUCAUCCUCGGGGGUGCCUUAAUUAAAUUAAUUUCUGUGGUGGGAUCCUUGAGGAGUGUAGGUCCCCGUGUCCUCGAGCAAUCCUGCGUCCUGGGGUGAUGAUGAAAACCUGAGGAACUUUUUCCUCUUCUUUCCUGUGCUCUCCUGAAGGUUCAAUGCAUGAGGGGUCUCCUGAAGGUUCCAUUUCAGAGGUUUCUUCCAUUAACUGGGCCCUGGUGGGGUGAAGGCAGAACAGGGCAGGCUGAGAGGGUGACAGAGGGGAAGGAGUAAGAGAAAAAGUCACAAAUUGAUGAUUUUGGAGCUUCGGGCCUCGUUCUGUUUUUAAGGGAGGGAAAAUGCAUCUUCCAGUCCUCGCUGGAAACAACUACAGGACUUGUCAAAACAUAUUUGUAUUAAAUGUUUUAAAUAUAGUUGACUCGUGUUAAGCCA